AUGUCGACCAUCAGCCAGAUUCGUCUCUUGCUAUGGAAGAACUGGACUCUCCGCAAGCGGCAAAAGGUCCGCUUCGUGGUGCAGAUUCUGUGGCCGGUCCGCUUCGUGGUGGAGAUUCUGUGGCCGGUGAUCCUGUUCAUUGGUCUGGUGUGGCUGAGGAAGGCCAAUCCCCUCUACCGCCAACAUGAGUGUCACUUCCCCAGCCGGGCGAUGCCCUCCACGGGGAUUCUGCCGUGGCUCCAGGGCAUCUUCUGCAACUCGGACAACCCCUGCUUCCCGCACACCACGCCGGGGGAAACCCCGGGCAUCGUGUCCAACUACAACAACUCCAUCCUGGCCCGGUUCUACCUGGACUCGCAGGAGCUGCUCCUGAAUGAUCCGCAGUUCCUGCAGCUGGGCCAGAUGUGGCAGGAGCUCUCCGUCAUGAGCAACUUCAUGGACACGCUACGCAACAACCCAGACCGCGUCAAAGGUCGCGGCCUGAGGAUAGAGGACAUUCUGAAGGACGAUGAGGUCAUGACCGUGUACCUGCUGAAGGAGGCGGGGCUCUCCGAAACCGUGGUCAACCAGCUGGUCAACUCCCAGGUCAAAGUGGAGCAGUUUGCAUAUGGCGUGCCGGACCUGACGCUGAAGCAGAUCGCGUGCAGUCAGGACCUUCUGGAGCGCUUCAUCAUCUUCCCGAGCCGGCGAGGCCUGUACAGCGUCCGCAACGCCAUGUGCGCCCUCACGCAACAGCGCCUCCAGCAGGUGGAGGACUCGCUGUACGCCAACAUCGACUUCUACAAGCUCUUCCGUCUGCUGCCGACGGUGCUGAAUGACGGCACUAAGGGCUUCGACCUGACGCGCUGGAGUGCCGUACUGUCCACCGUCUCUGACAAGGUCCAGGAGCUGAUUAACCGGCCGAGUUCUCAGGACCUCUUCAGAGUGGUGUCUCCCCUCGUGCAGUCCGGAGCCGACGUCUCCUUCGGGAAGAUCAUGAAGGUGGGCUCGGAGUUGAUCUGCGGGUACCCUGAGGGCUCGGGCAGUAGGGUCAUGUCCUUCAACUGGUAUGAGGAUAACAACUACAAAGUCUUCCUGGGCGUCAACGGGACCAAGAGCAGUGACAGCUACGUCUACGAUAACAACUCCACUCCGUUCUGCAACAGCCUCAUGCAGCAGCUGGAGUCGAACCCGAUCACCAAGAUCAUCUGGAGUUCCGCCAAGCCGCUGCUGAUGGGCAAGAUCCUGUUCGCACCCGACUCCCCCGCCACACGCAAGAUCCUCAAGAGCGCCAAUACUACGUUUGUGGAGCUGGAGCGUCUGAUGAACAUGGGCAGGGCCUGGGAGGAGGUGGGGCCUCAACUCAGACAAUUCUUCCAGAGCAGCAUUCAGAUGAGCAUGAUACGGGACACGCUGGGCCACCCCACGGUGCGCCAGUUCCUGGACCGGCGCCUGAUCGACACGGGCUACACCACGCAGCACAUCCGCAACUUCCUCUUCAACGGCCGGGCGUGGGAGCGAGAGCUCGGGAUGCCCACGGUCGACUGGAGAGACGUCUUCAACCUCACCGACUCAUUCAUACGCACCUUCAACAAGUACUCACAGUGUUUAAAACUGGACAAGUUCGAGGGCCUGGAGGAUGAGGACAAAGUGGCCCACAAGGCCCUCUACCUAUUGGAGGAGAACAAGUUCUGGGCGGGGCUUAUCUUCCAGGACAUGUACCAUUGGACGGAGGAGGUUCCGCCGCACGUCAAGUUCAAGAUCCGCAUGGACAUCGACGCUGUGGAGCGCACCAACAAGAUCAAGGACAGGUACUGGGACCCCGGGCCGCGUGCCGACCCCCUGGAGGACAUGCGCUACAUCUGGGGCGGCUUCGCCUACCUCCAGGACAUGGUGGAGCACGGAAUCCUCAAGCUGCACACCGGCACCGACUGGCCACUAGGGGUCUACAUGCAGCAGAUGCCCUACCCAUGCUACGUAGACGACCUUUUCAUGAUCACGUUAAACCGCUGCUUCCCGAUGUUCAUGGUGUUGGCCUGGAUCUACUCGGUGUCGAUGACGGUGAAGAGCAUCGUGCUGGAGAAGGAGCUGCGACUGAAGGAGACCCUGAAGGCCAUGGGCGUCACCAACGCCGUCAUCUGGUACACGUGGUUCAUCGACAGCAUCAUCAUUAUGACGGCCAGCACGGGCCUGCUCACCUGGAUCAUUGUGGCCGGCAAGGUCCUGAACUACAGUAACCCCGUCGUCCUCUUCCUGUUCUUGAUGACCUUCACGCUGGCGACCUUGAUGCAGUGUUUCCUGCUGAGCGUCUUCUUCAACAAGGCCAACCUGGCGGCUUCCUGCAGCGGCAUCAUAUACUUCACACUCUACCUGCCCCACAUACUCGCCUUCGCCUGGCAGGAACGCAUGACGAGGGAUAUGAAGCUGGGAGCAAGUCUGCUGUCGCAGGUGGCGUUUGGCUUCGGUACGGAGUACCUGUCUCGCUACGAGGAGCAGGGGCUGGGGCUGCAGUGGGACAACAUCCAGACGAGCCCACUAGAGGGCGACCAGUACUCCUUUAUGACCUCCAUCACCAUGAUGGGCCUCGACGCGCUGCUCUACGGAACCCUCGCCUGGUACCUGGACAACGUCUUCCCAGGUCAAUAUGGCGUUGGGCGGCCAUUUUACUUCCCCCUCCAGCUCUCGUACUGGAGGCAGACGAAACCCACGCAUGAGGAGGAGCAGAGCAGGGCGGAGCCAGAGGUGCUUCAGAUGGAGGAGAUGGCGCGUCCGGAGGAUUUGGAGCGUGGCGGCGGCGGGGGCAGCAUCGAGUCGGGCGUGAUGCAGGAGUGUAACGGCUCUGAGAGGAAGUACUGCAAACACAAGAGCAAGCGCGAGCAACUGGAGAAGCAGCGACAGCAGCUGAAACGCAGGAUAGAGGGGGAGGAGGAGGAACUGACCUUCUUCGAGGCGGACCCGGUGGGUCUGCACAUGGGCGUGGCGGUGCGGGAGCUGGUGAAGGUGUACCCCGGGAGCUCGCAGCCCGCCGUCGACAGCCUCAACAUCACCUUCUACGAGAGCCAGAUCACUUCCUUCCUGGGACACAACGGAGCCGGCAAGACCACCACCCUGUCCAUUCUGACUGGCUUGUUCCCGCCCACCUCUGGCACCGCCUACAUCUAUGGCCACGACAUCCGCACGGACAUGGACAUCAUCCGCAGCUCCAUGGGAACCUGCCCCCAGUACAACAUACUGUUCAACAACCUGACGGUGGAGGAGCAUAUCUUCUUCUAUGCGCGUCUGAAGGGGCGCUCGGUGGACGAGGCCAAGAAUGAGGUGGAGAACAUGCUGAUGGACCUGGGCCUGCCCAACAAGAGGUCCGAACAGGCACAGAACCUCUCAGGGGGCAUGCAGAGAAAGCUGUCAGUUGCUAUGGCGUUUGUGGGCGGGUCCAAGGUGGUGAUUUUGGACGAGCCGACGUCAGGUGUCGACCCGUAUUCAAGAAGAUCCAUCUGGGACCUGCUGCUCAAGUACCGCACAGGGCGUACAGUGAUCCUGUCCACCCACCACAUGGACGAGGCGGACCUCCUUAGCGACCGCGUGGCCAUCAUCUCCAAGGGGAAGCUCCACUGCAGCGGCUCCCCUCUCUUCCUCAAGAACUGCUUCGGCGUCGGCUUCUACCUCACGCUGGUGCGCCGCGUUAAGGAACCGCGCAAAGAGAACGGCUGUGACUGCACCUCCGAGUGUUCCUGUAGCUGCUCCACCUGCACGCGGCAGAAAGAAGAGCCACACGAUAGCCCGCACUUCGAGAGAGUACUGGAAGGUGACGUGGACAGCAUCACCAACCUGAUCCACCACCACGUCCCGGAGGCGCGUCUCAUCGAGAUGGUGGGCCAGGAGCUGACCUUCCUGCUGCCCAAUAAGGGCUUCAAGCAGCGCGCCUACGCCUCCCUCUUCAGGGAGUUGGAGGAGAUGCUUAUUGACAUCGGGCUCAGCAGCUUCGGCAUCUCAGACACCUCACUGGAAGAGAUCUUCCUGAAGGUAACGGCGGACAGUGAGGGGGCCAAUAUUGCCCCUCCCCCCGAGUCGUUCGUUCUCGAUCGCCGGAGAAACGGCAGCGGUCUGUUGAAAGAGCGGGAUAACUCAGAGGAGCUGGAAGGUGUGGAUGCCAACGGUCAGCUGCAUCGCCAUCCCGACAGUAACGAGGGGCGGGGCUCCCAGCAGGUGAAGGGGACGUCCCUGAUCCUCAAGCAGUUCCACGCGCUCAUCAUCAAGAGGCUGCAGCACUCCAUACGCAGCAGGAAGGACUUCCUGGCACAGAUUGUUCUGCCGGCGACCUUCGUCCUGGUGGCCCUGAUCUUCACGAUGGUGGUGCCUCCGUUUGGGGAGCACCCGAGUCUGACCCUCACGCCCUGGCUCUACGGAAAACAGAUCACCUUCUUCAGUAACGAGAGGCCAAAUGACCAGAAGAUGGCGCACUUCGCCCGCGUGCUGAUGAGUCCUCCUGGCAUGGGGACGCGAUGCAUGUUCGACCACCCACUACCGAACAUGACGUGUUCUGACUCCGCCUCCAAGUGGGUGGUGCCUGCCAUCAGCCCGCUGGUCCACAACAUGAUGAUGAGUCCCGAGUGGACGCCGCGAAACCCCUCCCCUUCCUGCCAGUGCAGCACCGACCAGAAGCUCACCAUGCUGCCCGUGUGUCCGGCCGGCGCCGGAGGCUUGCCCCCCAAGCAGCGAACCGAGCCGUCAGGGGACACCCUGUUGGACCUGACAGGAAGGAACAUCUCCGACUACCUGGUGAAGACCUACCCCACCCUCAUCCGCGCCAGUUUAAAGAGCAAGUACUGGGUCAAUGAACAAAGGUACGGCGGGCUGUCGGUUGGCGGGAAGUUGCCCAUCCUGGACGUGGACCCUGCAGUCAUCCAGAACUUCUUCACUCAGCUGGGCACCAUGCUGAACAUCUCUGGGGGCCCCUACACCAAACUCUCCCUGAAAGAGAUCGGCCCCUUCCUCAGAUACAUGGAGAGCGAAACCAACGUGAAGGUGUGGUACAACAAUAAGGGUUGGCAUGCGAUGGUGGCAUUCCUGAACGUGGCCAAUAACGCCAUCAUGAGAGCCCACCUGCCCUUCAACGCCAAGAGCAGCGAAUACGGCAUCACCACCAUCAACCACCCGCUCAACCUCACUAAAGACCAGCUGUCAGAAGUCACCGUGCUGAAGACGUCGGUGGACGCGGUGGUGGCGAUAUGUGUGAUCUUCGCCAUGUCCUUCAUCCCGGCCAGCUUCGUCCUCUACCUCAUCCAGGAGCGCGUCACCAAGGCCAAGCACCUGCAGUUCGUCAGCGGCGUCAGCCCCGUCGUCUACUGGGUGGCCAACUUCUUCUGGGACAUGGUGAACUACUCCAUCAGUACUGCCAUGGUAGUGGGAAUAUUUGUGGCCUUCGACAAGAAGUGUUACACGUCGUCUAGCAACUUGCCAGCUCUUAUAGCCCUGCUCUUCCUGUAUGGGUGGUCGGUGACUCCCAUGAUGUACCCGAUGUCGUAUCUCUUCAGCGUGCCCUCUACAGCCUACGUCUCGCUCUCCUGCAUCAAUCUCUUCAUCGGCAUCAACAGCAGCGCCGUCACCUUCAUACUCGAACUCUUCGAGAACAACAGGCCGCUGAUCGAGUUCAACGAGGUCCUGAAGAAGGUGCUGCUGAUCUUCCCGCACUUCUGUCUGGGCCGCGGCCUCAUCGACAUGGCCAUGAACUACGCCGUCACCGAGGUCUACGCACGCUUUGGUGAGGACUACAGCAUGGACCCGUUCCGCUGGGACUUUGUGGGGAAGAAUCUGGUCUUCAUGUUCCUGGAGGGCUUCUUCUACUUCACCCUCAACAUCCUCAUCCAGUACCGCUUCUUCGCCAACCGCUGGGCGGUGGCGAGUGUGAAGGACGCUCCUGUGAAGGACGAGGACAGCGACGUGGCUCAAGAGCGCCAGCGAAUCUACGGUGGCGGCAGCAAGAAUGACAUCCUCCUCAUCACAGACCUCUUCAAGAGGUACGUGGGUAAGAAGAGGCCUGCAGUGGACAGGAUCUGUGUGGGCGUACCGGCUGGAGAGUGCUUUGGGCUGCUGGGGGUGAACGGGGCGGGAAAGACGACCACCUUCAAGAUGCUGACAGGAGACACAGACGUCAGCUCAGGGGAUGCCACUGUGGCCGGAUACAGCAUCCUGAGUAACAUCCUGGAUGUCCACCAGAAUAUGGGUUACUGUCCGCAGUUCGACGCCAUCGACGAGCUCCUGACGGCACGUGAGCACCUGUACCUGUACGCACGGCUACGAGGAGUCCCAGAGGCAGAGAUCAGGAGGGUGGCAGACUGGGGUAUCCAGAAGUUGGGUCUGUCUGAGUAUGCGGAGCGCUGUGCCGGCACCUACAGCGGAGGCAACAAGAGGAAACUCUCCACCGCCAUCGCCAUGAUCGGAUGCCCCUCGCUAGUGCUCCUGGAUGAGCCCACUACGGGGAUGGAUCCCCACUCGCGCCGCUUCCUGUGGACGGCCAUCUUGAGCGUCAUACGGGACGGACGAGCCGUAGUACUCACCUCUCACAGUAUGGAGGAGUGUGAGGCGUUGUGUACUCGGUUGGCCAUCAUGGUAAACGGCACCUUCAAGUGUCUGGGCAGCAUCCAGCACCUCAAGUACAAGUUCGGCGACGGCUACGUGAUCACGAUGAAGAUCCGGGCGAGUAAGCCGGGCGUGCCCCCGGACCUUGCGGAGGCCGAGGCCUUCAUCGAGUGCAGCUUCCCCGGCUGCGUGCAGCGGGAGAAACAUUACAACACGCUGCAGUACCAGAUCACAACCUCCUCCCUCGCACGCAUCUUCCAACUCGUACUGUCCAAUAAGGAGAGACUUCACAUUGAGGACUACUCCGUAUCGCAAACCACGCUAGACCAGGUGUUUGUGAACUUCGCCAAGCUGCAGGCGAGUGAGGAUGACGAGCCGCCGCCGCGCAGAGUGAAGAAGAUCGCUCCCCUCAGAGGCUUCGGCAGGAAGAAAUGA
Molecule: messenger RNA, 6990 nt
Organism: Engraulis encrasicolus (European anchovy)
Lineage: Eukaryota; Metazoa; Chordata; Actinopteri; Clupeiformes; Engraulidae
Product: retinal-specific phospholipid-transporting ATPase ABCA4-like
Exons: 54
Coding region: 1-6990 (2329 amino acids)
Biological process (GO): lipid transport; transmembrane transport
Cellular component (GO): intracellular membrane-bounded organelle; membrane
Molecular function (GO): ABC-type transporter activity; ATPase-coupled intramembrane lipid carrier activity; ATP hydrolysis activity
Source: RefSeq, a predicted model, not a curated record